Messenger RNA from Dermochelys coriacea (leatherback sea turtle), 1607 nucleotides. RefSeq names its product meteorin-like protein. The record is from RefSeq and is a predicted model, not a curated record. Gene Ontology annotation, molecular function: hormone activity. Lineage: Eukaryota; Metazoa; Chordata; Testudines; Dermochelyidae. Bases 379 to 1269 code for a protein of 296 amino acids. The transcript has 4 exons.
ACCAGGAGGCCGGAGCCCCCCCAUGCACCCUCCACAGCUGACCCCCCCCACACACACACAUCCAGCGGGGGGGGGGUGCGUGUGCUCAUUUGCUAUUGCAAUCAGUUCUGCUGCCACGAGCCAGCCCCCCCCCCCUUUUCUGCUGCCGCCAUCCCAAAGCCAAAGAGCCACUUAGGGCGGGGGAGGCGUCCCAGCAAAGACCCCCCCCUUCCAUCCCCCACCCUCCCCCCUUCCUGCUGCCCAGGUUUAUAACGCGGCAGCCCCAGGCCAGGCAGCAGCGCCGCGCGCCCGUCCUCUGUCCCGGGGGCUGCAGCCAGCGCGUGCGGGGCUCUGGGCCGCCCGGGGGCCGGGCUCGGCGGCGCCCCCUUUCCCCCCCCCAUGUCCCUCGGGCGGGCGGCCCGGCUGCUGCUGCUGCUGCUGCUGCUGCUGGCGGGGAGCGGGCUGGAGCCCUGCGCCGCCGAUCGCUGCAGCUGGAAGGGGAGUGGUUUAAGUUGGGAACCCCGUUCCCGCACCGUGGAGCAGGUCCACCUACGCUGCACUGAGGGCUCCCUGGAAUGGCUGUAUCCAGCCCGAGCCCUGCGUGUUGUCCUGGAGCCCAACCUGUCGAGCACCAGACACACCACUGUCUGCAUCAAGCCAGCGAGUGACUUCCAGGGUGCCAGCAUCUACGUGGAGCGCGCCGGGCAGCUGCACCUGGUGGUGAGCGAAGCCGAGGAGGCGCAGCUGCGCCAUGUGUCCUGUUUCAGUGCCCACACGCCACAGCGGGUCGCCCUUUUCCUGCAGGCUAGCCCGCAGAGGGAUAUCAGCCGCAGGAUGGCCAGCUUCCAGUACGAGCUGCUGAGCAACCAGAGCGCGGCAGGCCCUGACUUCCAGAAAAUGGCCCUUGUGGAAGCGAUGUGCCGUCCUUGUGACAAUAUGGAGCUUCUGAUGGCCAUUUGCAGCAGUGAUUUUGUCGUGAGAGGAUCGAUCCAAAAUGUUUCCCAUGACCCUGAAAAUCACGUGUCCCAGGUUGAAGUCAGCGUCCAGAAAGUCUACAGGCAGAAAAACAGAAUUUUCCGACAGGAUGAAGCAACUGGUGAAUGGAGGGGCCCCAUAAAAACCCUGCUGCAGUGCAAGGUAAAGAAAGGUGCUGGAGAUUUCCUGUUCACUGGCAAUGAACAUUUUGGAGAAGCUUGGCUCGGCUGUGCCCCUAGAUUUAAGGACUUCAGUUCCAUUUACCAAACAGCCAGAGACAGGGGAACAAACCCAUGUGAGUUUCAGUUCAGCUGAAAUGCACGUCCCAAGAGCGCUGACUAAAGGGUUGCAGCCCCAUGUUCCUGAGCAGAGGCUGAAGAUAGAUUUCACUAGAGCUAGGGCUGGGAGAGCCUCUUGGAGUUUAUGACUCUAUGAACCUCUCAAACCAGGACAGUGAGGCCACAAAAUGGUUUAAAUUAAUGAAGUGCUUUGUUUAUAAUUCAAAUACAGGUGCCUCUCCUGCCUCCAGGGGACCUUCCGAUUUUUUAAGGGGCUGCUUUUCCCCCCCUCGCUGAAGAGUAGCCUGUGCUGUGUGUUAGAGGUAGGAGAUGCCUCACAAAAUCUAGGAUGCCCUAAGUGGGUGUCCUGUCUGU